UACUUUACCACAGCACUAUAGGAGCUAGGCAGGGCUGGGCCUCCCCUUUCUGUCUUCCCCUUCACCUCUGUACAGAAAGCUCUGGCACCCUGGUCUGGGUGCUUCCAGUGGGCAGGAUGGAGGAUGAGGAAGGUCCUGAGUAUGGAAAGCCUGACUUUGUGCUUUUGGACCAACUGACAAUGGAGGACUUCAUGAAGAACCUGCAGCUCAGGUUUGAGAAGGGCCGUAUCUAUACCUACAUUGGUGAGGUGCUGGUAUCCGUAAACCCCUAUCAGGAGCUGCCUCUGUAUGGGCCAGAGGCCAUUGCCAAGUACCAGGGCCGUGAGCUCUACGAGCGACCACCUCAUCUUUAUGCUGUGGCCAAUGCUGCCUACAAGGCAAUGAAGCGCAGAUCCAGGGACACCUGCAUUGUCAUCUCAGGGGAGAGUGGGGCAGGGAAGACAGAAGCCAGCAAGCACAUCAUGCAGUACAUCGCUGCAGUCACCAACCCAAGCCAGAGGGCGGAGGUGGAGAGGGUGAAGGAUGUGCUACUCAAGUCCACCUGUGUGCUGGAAGCCUUCGGCAAUGCCCGCACCAAUCGCAACCACAACUCCAGCCGCUUUGGCAAGUACAUGGACAUCAACUUCGACUUCAAGGGGGAUCCUGUUGGAGGACACAUCCACAGCUAUCUGCUGGAGAAGUCUAGGGUCCUCAAGCAGCAUGUGGGUGAGAGGAACUUCCACGCUUUCUACCAGCUGCUUAGGGGCGGUGACGACCAAGAGCUGCAAGGACUACAUCUGGAGAGAAACCCUGCUGUGUAUAAUUUCACACGUCAGGGAGCUGGGCUCAACAUGGGUGUGCACAAUGCCUUGGAUAGUGAUGAGAAGAACCACCAGGCCGUGAUUGAGGCUAUGAGGAUCAUUGGCUUCAGUCCCGAGGAGAUGGAGUCUAUCCAUCGAAUCCUAGCUGCCAUAUUGCACCUGGGAAACAUCGAGUUUGUGGAGACAGAAGAAGAUGGGCCACAGAAAGGAGGCCUGGCAGUGGCUGAGGAGGCCCUGGUGGGCUAUGUGGCCAAGCUCACAGCCACACCCAAGGACCUUGUUCUUCGAACCUUGCUGGCUCGUACAGUGGCUUCAGGAGGCCGAGAACUCAUAGAGAAGGGCCACACUGUGGCUGAGGCCAGCUACGCCCGGGACGCCUGUGCCAAGGCAGUGUACCAGAGGUUGUUUGAGUGGGUUGUGGACAGGAUCAAUGGCAUCAUGGAGCCCCGGGGCCGUGACCCUCGUCGUGACGGCAAGGACACAGUCAUUGGUGUGCUGGACAUCUAUGGCUUUGAAGUGUUCCCCGUCAACAGCUUUGAGCAGUUCUGCAUCAACUACUGCAAUGAGAAGCUCCAGCAGCUCUUUAUCCAGCUUAUCCUGAAGCAAGAGCAGGAGGAGUAUGAGCGUGAGGGCAUCGCCUGGCAGAGCAUUGAAUACUUCAACAACGCCACCAUUGUGGAACUAGUGGAGCGGCCCCACCGAGGCAUCCUGGCUGUGCUAGACGAGGCCUGCAGCACGGCAGGCCCCAUCACUGACCGAAUCUUCCUGCAGACCCUGGACACACACCACCGCCACCACCCGCACUAUUCCAGCCGCCAGCUUUGCCCUACAGACAAAACCAUGGAGUUUGGCCGAGACUUCCGGAUCAAACAUUAUGCAGGGGAUGUCACGUACUCUGUGGAGGGCUUCAUUGACAAGAAUAGAGACUCCCUUUUCCAGGACUUCAAACGACUGCUGUACAAUAGUGCGGAUCCCACCUUGCGGGCCAUGUGGCCAGAUGGGCAACAGGACAUCACAGAAGUGACCAAGCGCCCCCUGACAGCUGGCACACUCUUUAAGAACUCCAUGGUUUCCCUAGUGGAGAACUUGGCUUCCAAGGAGCCCUUCUACGUGCGCUGCAUCAAGCCCAAUGAAGACAAGGUGGCUGGGCGGCUCGAUGAAGCCCACUGUCGCCACCAGGUCGCAUACCUGGGGCUACUGGAGAAUGUGAGGGUCCGCAGGGCUGGCUUUGCUUCCCGCCAGCCCUACCCUCGCUUCCUGCUCAGGUACAAGAUGACCUGUGAGUACACGUGGCCCAACCACCUGCUGGGCUCUGACAGGGAGGCUGUGAGCGCCCUUCUGGAGCAGCAUGGGCUGCAAGGCGAUGUGGCCUUUGGCCACAGCAAGCUGUUCAUCCGAUCCCCAAGGACGCUAGUCACCCUGGAGCAGAGCCGGGCUCGCCUCAUUCCCAUCAUUGUGUUAUUACUGCAGAAGGCAUGGCGGGGCACCCUGGCUAGGUGGCGCUGCCGGCGACUAAGGGCCAUCUAUACCAUCAUGCGCUGGUUCCGGAGGCACAAGGUGCGUGCUCACCUGGUGGAGCUGCAGAGGCGGUUCCAGGCUGCCCGGCAACCCCCACUCUACGGCCGCGACCUGGUGUGGCCGCCACCUCCUGCCGUGUUGCAGCCCUUCCAGGACACUUGCCAUGUUCUCUUCAGCAGGUGGAGGGCCCGGCAGUUAGUGAAGAACAUCCCUCCUUCAGACAUGACCCAGAUCAAGGCCAAGGUGGCCGCUAUGGGGGCCUUGCAAGGAUUACGUCAGGACUGGGGCUGCCGACGGGCCUGGGCCCGAGACUACCUGUCCUCUGGCACUGACAACCCCACAGCUUCCCAUCUGUUUGCUGAGCAGCUGAAGGCACUUCGGGAGAAGGAUGGUUUCGGAGCCGUGCUUUUUUCCAGCCAUGUACGCAAGGUGAAUCGCUUCCGCAAGAGCCGGGACCGGGCCCUCCUCCUCACAGACCGGCAUCUCUACAAGCUGGAGCCUGGACGACAGUACCGGGUGAUGCGGGCUGUGCCCCUGGAUGCGGUGACAGGGCUGAGUGUGACCAGUGGACGAGACCAGCUGGUAGUGCUGCAUGCCCAAGGCUAUGAUGAUCUUGUAGUGUGUCUACACCGUUCCCAGCCACCGCUAGACAAUCGCAUUGGGGAGCUGGUGGGCAUGCUGGCUGCACACUGCCAAGGGGAGGGACGAACCCUGGAGGUGCGUGUCUCUGACUGUAUCCCACUGAGCCAGCGUGGUGCCCGGCGCCUCAUCUCUGUAGAGCCCAGGCCAGAGCAGCCUGAGCCAGAUUUCCAAUGUAGCCGCAGCGCCUUCACCCUCCUCUGGCCAAGCCACUGAGCAAGCCAAAGCCAGUCUAGCUUGGUUUCCACACAGUUCUAAAAACACCUGGCCUUGCCUUGGCCACACAAAAGGCCAGGACUUGUCCACCCCUGCCUGGAACAUCACACAAUAAAGUUGCUAUAUUUGU
Molecule: messenger RNA, 3303 nt
Organism: Onychomys torridus (southern grasshopper mouse)
Lineage: Eukaryota; Metazoa; Chordata; Mammalia; Rodentia; Cricetidae
Gene: Myo1g
Product: myosin IG
Exons: 22
Coding region: 117-3173 (1018 amino acids)
Biological process (GO): vesicle transport along actin filament; actin filament organization
Cellular component (GO): cytoplasm; vesicle; myosin complex
Molecular function (GO): ATP binding; actin filament binding; microfilament motor activity
Source: RefSeq, a predicted model, not a curated record